This is a messenger RNA of Drechmeria coniospora, 795 nucleotides long. RefSeq lists its product as uncharacterized. The coding region runs from base 1 to 795 and encodes 264 amino acids. The transcript has 3 exons. NCBI's taxonomy places the organism in Eukaryota, Fungi, Ascomycota, Sordariomycetes, Hypocreales, Ophiocordycipitaceae. The record is from RefSeq and is a predicted model, not a curated record.
AUGUCCACCCGUCCUGUUCAUCCCUCAUGUUCACCCGUCGUGCCCAUCCGUCGUGCCAUCGGUGACAUGACAUCAACGACCGCCCGCCCGCACGAGGCUGCGAAAUCCAUCCUCGACGGUGGCGAGAGCGGUGCGAGGCCGUCGGCCGAGACGAGAGUCGGCGGGGCCCAAGGCUCGUCGGGCCCCUGGGAGCACGGGUCUCCGUCGGCUCACUGUGGCGGGAGGCGGCGGCGCCUCGUCGCCGUCAUUGGCGGCACCCUCACCGCUCGACCCGCCCGGCAACGACACCGUGGCUCCAGCCUUCGUCCCUCCGACCCCUCCCUCGGCCGCUCCAGCGCCCAAGUGGCCAAGGCGACCGGCGCUUCAGUUCAUCCGGCGCUGGCGGUCCCAGUCCCGGCGAGCGAGCCCCACCCGCCGUCCCGCCCCUCCGUCACCCUUGAGAAGCGAAGCUCGACUCGUCUACCGGCGCGCCGCGCUGGCUUCUGGCCGCUAGAAGGCGCCACGGCUUCCUGGCUUCCACUGGCCGUGCCAGAGCGCACGUCUGCGCCGCAAACGGGAGAGGCCAGCCGGACGAGGCCAGCGAAGCUCGACGCCCCCCACGAACCCAGUCCAGCGGGACGGACUGUUGGCACGCUUGCGUGGGGAAAGCCUCCCGCCGUGAGCCUUGCCGGUACUUUUCGCCGUUUCGGACGGUCCCCGGACGGCCGAGGGGAGGAGCAGGAUGCCCUGGCCCGGCGGCCUCGCCAGCGACGACGCAGAGCCGGCACGGCGACGCUGCGCACCCGGUGCGGGUAG